AAGACUAGCUCCAUUUCCAACUUGAUUAAUGCAAAUCAAACAGAAGAAGAAGAAGAAGAUUACGAAACAGAUGUGAACACAUCGACUGCAGGCGCUUCCAUGACCACUUCAGUGUCCAAUGGAACUACUGCCACGAGUAAUGGAGAUGAGACCAAAGCUUCCGGUAAAAGAAAAAAGAGAAAGUACACAAACUCAACUGUACCAAAAUGUAGACAUUUAAAAAAGUCUGAUGGUGAGCCUUUCUGGAGAAAGGAUAUCCAAUACGACUUUUUAAAGGCACUCUUUGAUGACGAAACUGCUUGCUUCACCAACAACUUUCCGUUUUGUGAAGUCACCAACGCCAACAAUGAUGCCAAAAUCCCGUUUUCUGAUCUCUAUAUUCGUACUUUAGUGGAGUCCAGUAAAUGCUCCAAAGUCUUGAAAGAAAGAAUGAUCAGAUAUAAGGAACUGGGAAAAUCCGUCAGCAAGGUUUGUUUACUUGUCAACGCAGGCCGUAUGAAUACUACCAUCAACUUUGUUCCAGAAAUGAGAUCUACCUUGAGAACAUACCAUUCUAUUCCUUCCUUACAAGCUGACCCUCAAUUUGGUGGUUCCAAGCCUCUUCAGGAUACUCCUAGAUUGAAAUCUAUAUUGAAAGCUGUUUGUGAAGAUGAGAAUAUACCCAAAGACCUAGACGAAAUAUUGGAACAUCCAGCAGCAGAGAAGCCCAACACCAACAUCAUCCAGAUCAUCUUCUUGCUCAGCAACUAUGCCCAUGGAAUUCCCAUGUUCGAGGCAGACGCUGCGUCCAAUAAUUUUUCUGAGUUCUUUUUGAAUUCAAAAAUACACCCUGCUAACAGGGCCAAACGGAUGCUUUGGUUGUUAUACACCUAUUUGGAGACAGACUUUACGCCAGAACAGCUUGAAAAGAACCCAUUCGGUGGAAAGACUAUUCCUCCUGUGGAACUUAUUCCUGAAGAUGAAUUGGCCAAGUUCGAUAAAGACACAGAGUUCGAAAUAGAAUACUCUGAAAAGAUGUUACAGACCAGAAUUAGAUAUCUCAAUGAUGAAGAACACAACAAUUCACCUAAAAGAGGAAACAAGGCUAAGAAGUUGGAAAAUGAGGACGAGUCAUUUACUGAUGAUAACGAAAAUGAAGACCAUGAGUUGAAAACAGAAAACGGCGAAAGAAAAAGAAACUUGGCAUUACAUCAAACGUUAGUACCCUCACCAUUGGCAAAGAAUGUAAUUACAUUCUCCGAUGACAGUGACGAAACGGUCGGAACUGGUGAUUUCUUGAAACAUCAGAACAGCAAAUUAAAGUCCAAUAUCGAAGUGCUUCAAUUUCCAAUUGACGAUGUGGACGAAUUGAUCAAGGAAUAUUGCCAGUCUCCAAGAGUACCAUCUCAUCCCGAUGAUCACGUAGCUGUAGAUACAUACCAUCACAUCGUAGAGCUGUCGAGACCAGUGGUGCGACAAGUGCGUACAUCUUCCAAAGCCAGCACUGCUUCCUUCAACAAGAAGACUACCAUUUUGGGUAACUGGCUCUAUAGAUAUUUCCGAUACAAAAAGUCCAUUGGGAAUAAAUUGCUUGGAAUGGAAUGGGAAGAUAUUCGUUACGAUUUGAUCAAUGGACUUGAAAGCUACUUGUACCAGAAGUUUGGGGAAUCCCUCAAGGCUAAUGAACUUGCCAAAGAAGCUGAUGAUGAAGCUGAACAACCAAAUGCUCAUGCAGGUGCCAAUGACUCAACUGCAGUGACUAAGAAGGACGAUAAUAAGUUCGAGUACUUGCCCCUUCACGAUUUCGACAGAGCCAACGAGAAAACAAUCUUCAUUUUGCAGUUGACUACGUUCUGUAACGAAUGGUUCAUCGAACGUUUGAGCAAUCAGUUCUACCAUACGAGGCAAGGUGAACUAGAUGCUAUUUCGUUUGAUUUUGAAAAUGAGAACGUUAACUUUUCAUUCUAACAACAUCUAUUGACUCUAGAAAGAGAUCUUUUCUAUCAAAACUAUGUAUAGAGCUACACUUAAAUAGUGACAAUGCAUAAAAACAAACUUAAUUUU
Scheffersomyces stipitis CBS 6054 is the source of this 2043-nucleotide messenger RNA. RefSeq lists its product as uncharacterized. The transcript has 3 exons. Gene Ontology annotation, cellular component: Ino80 complex. NCBI's taxonomy places the organism in Eukaryota, Fungi, Ascomycota, Pichiomycetes, Serinales, Debaryomycetaceae. The record is from RefSeq and is a predicted model, not a curated record. Bases 100 to 1947 code for a protein of 615 amino acids.